Molecule: messenger RNA, 1179 nt
Organism: Crotalus tigris (Tiger rattlesnake)
Lineage: Eukaryota; Metazoa; Chordata; Lepidosauria; Squamata; Viperidae
Gene: DIRAS1
Product: DIRAS family GTPase 1
Biological process (GO): signal transduction
Cellular component (GO): plasma membrane
Molecular function (GO): GDP binding; GTP binding; GTPase activity
Source: RefSeq, a predicted model, not a curated record
AUGCCGGAGCAGAGCAACGACUACCGGGUGGUGGUCUUCGGGGCCGGGGGCGUGGAGAGCUCGCUGGUGGUGCGCUUCGUCAAGGGCACCUUCCGCGACACCUACAUCCCCACCAUCGAGGACACCUACCGGCAGGUCAUCAGCUGCGACAAGAGCGUCUGCACGCUGCAGAUCACCGACACCACCGGCAGCCACCAGUUCCCGGCCAUGCAGCGCCUGUCCAUCUCCAAGGGCCACGCCUUCAUCCUGGUCUUCUCGGUCACCAGCCGGCAGUCGCUGGAGGAGCUGCGGCCCAUCCACCAGCAGAUCGUGCAGCUGAAGGGCGGCGGGGAGGCCUUCCCCAUCAUGCUGGUGGGCAACAAGUGCGACGAGACCCAGCGGGAGGUGGAGACGCGGGAGGGGGAGGCCGUGGCCAAGGAGUGGCAGUGCGCCUUCAUGGAGACCUCGGCCAAGAUGAACUACAACGUCAAGGAGCUGUUCCAGGAGCUGCUGAACCUGGAGAAGCGCCGCAACAUGACCCUGAGCAUCGACGGGAAGCGCACCGGCAAGCAGAAGCGGACAGAGAAAAUCAAGGGCAAGUGCAGCCUUAUGUGAGCGGCCGGCCAGCAGGCGCCCCCCACCGCCCUUCCCCCCAGCUCACCGUCCAUCGCCUGGUCUCCCUCCGGCCCUCCGCCUCCCCUUCGUCCACUGGCGCCCCCUCCCGGCCUGGCUCUCUCGGUGCUCCCCAGAUCCUACCGCCUGCCCGCCUGCCGCUCUGGCCCUGCCCUGGACUCCCUCCCCCCAGCAGAAGCCGACCACUUGGACUCGGGGGGGGGGGCUCAGACGGGGGCGGUCAGGCCUCCCUGCCAAAUGACAUUCUGGCUGGACUGUGGCCAGCCCCCUCCACUCCCACCCCUGAAGCCGACCUCGGUGGGAAGAGAGGAGAGAGGAGCUGCCUCCACUCAAGGCCCACCGUUCCUGGGAUGGGAUGGGCUGAAGGUGCCCUGACUGACUUUGGCCUGAUGACAGAGAGCCAGUGGUCCAGCCUGCCCUUGGCCGGGAGCUACAGAGGACUCUGGAUUCAUUCAAGUGGGGCCCUUGGGCGACGAUGGCCCUGCCAGGACUGCACAAACUCCUGUGGGGGAGUCAGACCCCCCGUCCCCCUUGCCAGACCCCAGCCCACCUUUGCUUCAUCACCCA